Molecule: messenger RNA, 480 nt
Organism: Trichophyton benhamiae CBS 112371
Lineage: Eukaryota; Fungi; Ascomycota; Eurotiomycetes; Onygenales; Arthrodermataceae
Exons: 1
Coding region: 1-480 (159 amino acids)
Source: RefSeq, a predicted model, not a curated record
AUGGAUUUCUUUGGCAAUGGAUCCUUCUAUCUGCUCGAUGCACCUGGCCAUGCUGAAGGGCAUCUAUGUGCACUUGCACGUACCACAGCUGACCCUCCUUCGUUUAUUUUCAUGGGCGCUGACACUUGCCACCAUCCAGGCGUGCUUCGGCCAUCGUCAUAUCUGCCUCUGCCAGUUUCAGUUAAACAAAGCGAAGAUAAAAGCACUGAUCAUAGAGUCUUGGUUCGAGACUAUGCUCGUGCAAGAUGUCCUACCAAAUCAAUAUUCGAGGUUUCCCACGGAUUCCUCUUUCCAGACCGCGAUGCGGCCAUGGAGACGGUAGGUAAAGUCCAGGAGUUUGAUGCUCUAGAUAAUGUCUUUGUGAUCAUAAGCCAUGACGUCUCUCUCUCAGGCGUGAUUCCUCUAUUCCCCCAGAAAAUUAAUAACUGGAAAACAGAUGAUUUAAAGGGGAAAACAAAAUGGCGAUUUUGCGGAUAUUAA